Messenger RNA from Lymnaea stagnalis (great pond snail), 12703 nucleotides. NCBI's taxonomy places the organism in Eukaryota, Metazoa, Mollusca, Gastropoda, Lymnaeidae. The record is from the annotation of a GenBank genome assembly.
AAAUAUAACAAGAUGGCAACCAAGCUAAGUCCUUUUGUAUACUGGGGCCAGUCCAUUGAAAACAUAUCUCUUAAAGUGGACUUGAGAAACGUUGAGGUUCAGUAAUCAUGUUUUUUAAAUACUAUUCAUUUGAAACUCAUUAUGAUUUUUUAAUAUUUUAUCAAAAUAUAACUUAAAAAUAUUUAUAUUCAAAUCAAACAGAAUAAGUGGAUAGGCCUAAGUUGACAAUUUGACAAAUUUUAAAAAAAUGAAUACAAAUUAUAAAUUACAAUCAAACAGUCUGAGUUCUUCUUCUUCUAUAUUUUGAGGGCCCACGAUCAAUGAAUUGAAUUAAUUGAUCAUUCUGGCUCCUAUGUUUCAGACUAUUCAUAAAAAGUGUUGGACUGCAAUAAAGCUUUAAAAUAGAUUAAUAAGAAUAAGACAAGAACAAAUUUUCUCAGUCUCAAUUUAACUAGGCACUUGGAUACAAAAUUUAAAAAAAUUCAAAUAAUUUUUUUAAUAGCACAGUUAGUUAGAGCUAAUUUCAAAUAAGAAAAUGAAACCAGAAUCAACUUGUUAGCUUAAGUACUUUUUGAGCUAUGAAUUUUUAAAGUGUGAGUUCGUUUGGUAUUUUUUACUGUGGACGAAACCUCCACAUCUUGUGACCUCAUUCCGCUGAUCGCGUCAUGCGCAAUGACUAUAUACUUUAUAUAAGGCAACGCAUCGCCUUAUCACUAAAAUACUGUUUAGGGUCGACUUAGUUUAAACUUUCAACUUUGGCACAUGAAUAAUUAAUUAAAGCUUUCCCUGACCAAUGGUAUAGUAGUUUUUGCACACGGCAAACUCUUAUGAAUGAAACUCUGAGGUAGUACUACGAUACAGCUAUUAUGCAAGUGGCUGUGAAUGGUUGCCAAUGACAACGUGUUGCACACGGUAAAUUCUGAUCAUUUAUAAUAUGGAUUCUACCGGGUUGUUAAAGCUCAAAUUAAAACAUUCCAGUUUAAAUGUCUUCAAAAUGCAUUCUGAAACACAAGUUAUCAAUUAUUUUGAUGUAGAUAGUGGUAAUAAAUUAAUAUUUCCUAAGUAUCGGCAACUUCCGCCAUUACAAAGGGGGCGUGGCCCACCCCAUGACGAAAUUAGGUUGAGCGAGCUGCAUGACCUGCUGCGAACGCGCAGAAACAUAGCGUCUCUCGUAAGACACUUAUCGCUGUGAAAAUUGGCAUACAUGUAGAUCAAUAGAUUCCCCAGAUGCAAAAAAAAUUUGGUAGUGACAAAUUUUUUCCUUCGACUUAAUUUUAAUGAUGAAAGUUGCCUUAUAUUUACCAAGGAUUUUCUCAAAGCUGACUGAUUGUAAAUGAAAAAGAAAUUGAUUAAAAUGUAGGCCAAGAUGUCUACCUAAUUAUAAGGCCGAAAACGGAACUCAAAUACACAUCGAAAGUACUAAUUUAAUAAUAAAUAGACACACACAUCGGAAAAUUAAAAACUCGGAUUUUUUGGCACCGAUUGCGAAAUCCCAUACACAAAAAGUAGUAGUCUCCCUUGACUUACCGAAGUACCUAAUUUAACAAUAAAAGUUAGGCUUCAAUAAUAAUUAUACAUUAUACACAAUUAAACGUUUCGGCACAUGCCUUCAUCAGUACAAACAAACAAAACACAUUUAAAUAAGUAUAAAUUCAAUGCCUAAAACAGAAAAAUAGCAGAGGGCCAGAGGGUGCUAAAACCAGACAAAAACAAAGUAAAGAGGAGUAGAAAGGAAGUGAUUUUAACAUAAUUUUAAAAAGCAAACAGGAAAAAGACAUGGCAGUUAGGUAAAAUUGUGGAUUUGGUUCAUUCCAUAUGGAGACAACAUACCAAAUCUAGUUAUUAAUUUGUUCUCCAUAUAGAUUCUAUCUGUAGUGUUACUAGUAUAGAGUAUACCAGUAACUGCGAUGUCUGAGAUAACAUCAUGGUUAGGGCUAUUGAAAUGUUUGGAGACCGGACAGAGAUCGUGUUUAUUUAUGUUAUAGAGGUGCUCUCUGAACCGGUCCCCAAGGUGACGACCUGUCUCUCCUAUGUAUAAUUUACAGCACUUUUUGCAAAUGAUGGUGUAAAUCACGUUGUGACUUGUGCAGGUAAAGCCAUCUUUUAUUCUGAAUACUUCCAGAGGGAAAGUGAUCUUAUCAGUUUCAAUCACAUAGGGACAUGAGUUACAAUGGCUAUGGUUGCAACUCUUUGUGCCUUUAUGUGCUUUAAUAGCAGGGAGGUGGCUUCUAACUAGCAUGUCCCUAAGGCUCUUGUCCCUCCGGAAAGCGAAAAGAGGAGGUUUUCUGAAAAUCUCAUUUGUGACAGGGUCUGCCAUCAGAAUUGAGCAGUUUUUCAGAACGAGAGAGCGAGCUUUUAGGUUGUGGGGAUGAAAAGUUAAAAUAAAUUUAGCCCUAUCACUGUUGUCAGAAUGAGUAGCUUUAAAAGACUAUUCAGAAGGGUUAGCGAUGUAACUGUGCAUGGUUUUGAAGGGGAUACUUCACUGGUUGCAUGGGCUACUCAGUGAUGAUAUUAUUGUAUUAUGAACUGGGAGUUGGAUGACAGGAGGCAAUAGAUGCUAAUGUGUCAAUUGUAGUUGCUUUUGUAAACUUGUUGCAAUCCCAUAUUGUCUUUGGUAGGAUAAGGAGCUCCUGUACUAAAUUCUUGUUUUUAUGAGCUGGAACUGCCUGUCAUGGCCUUGUCGCUGUCUCGGGGGUAGUGAAGGAUUUCUGUUUAAUGCUGGAGCAGUGGACCACCCCAUUUUUUAUCUUGUACAUCAUGGAGAGCCUGGAUAGUCGUCGCCGUUCCUCCAAUGGUGACCAUCCCAGUGUUUCCAGCAUGCUGCCAACACUUGAGGUGUUUCUGUAGCGUUUUAGGACAAAGCGUGCUGCCCGUUAUUGGACCCCCUCCAACCUGUUGAUGCUCUUCUUGGUAAAUGGGUCCUAGACUGAAGAUGCAUACUCUAAAAGCGGCCGGACAAAGGCUUUAUAGGCUUUUUCUUUCACGCUUGAGUUACCGAUCUUCAGAUUUCGCUUAGGGAACCCAAGGGUCUUGUUUGCCCGGUUGCACACAUUGUUAAUGUGCUCGUCCCAGCAGACCUUCUUUGAAUUGUAACACUGAGGUACCUUACGGAAGAAACUGGCUCAAGAAUAUGGCCAUGCAAUUUGUAAGGUGGGUUUAGAGGGGAUCAGCUUCUGGAGACUGACAAGGUCUGGCACUUGACGGGAUGAAAUUCCAUGUCCCAGCUCAUCUCCCACUCGGCUAACCGAUGGAGGUCCUGUUGUAGCUGGUCCUGGUCAGAACUGUUGGGGAUUGUCCUAUUUUAUAGACUGCCAUGUCGUCUACAUACAGUCUUGCUUGGGAGGUCAUCGCCUCGGGGAGGUCAUUGAUAUAUGCUAGGAACAAACAGGGGCCUAGCACCAAGCCCUGGGGGACCCCUGACUUAACACAGACAAAGGAGGAGUUUGUGCCAUCUACCACUACUGCCUGGCAUCAGUGGCUGAGGAAGCUAGAGCAGUUGUUUGGAGCAAACUUCAAAUAAAAGCAUGAAACCAGAAUCAACUUUCUAGCGUUAGUACUUUUUGAGCUAUGCAUUUUUAAAGUGCAGGGUUGUUUGGUAUUUUUUUACUAUGGACAUGGUCAUGGACCGCACCUCCAGAUUUUGUGACCCUAUUCCCUGCUGAUUACCUCAUGCACUCUAACUCUUGUUUAAAUGAUAAUUUUAUACAACUUUUAUUUUCAGGAUUACUACUAGGUAUUAAAAGUUCUAGAAUUAGCUUUAAUUUUUAACACUAUCAUGCAAUUAUAAAUGCAUUUUAACUAUCUAGCUAUGUAACAAUUACAUACUAUGUAAUUUUAUCAUUAAAUUUAAUAAAUAAAAUAUGAACAGAUUAAGGCAAAGUGCCCCCCUAAAUAUGACACUGGUUUGGGACUACUUAUUUUGAACUUAAACUUUUGCACAUGACUAAUUAAUUAAAUCUUUCCCUGACAAAUGAUUUAGAUUACAGUAGUAUAGUACAUGCAAGUGACUGUGAAUGGUUGCCCAUAAUAAUGCACACUGCAAAUUAUGGUAAUUUAUAAUUUGGACUCUACUGGGGUUUUAAACCUCGAAUUCAAAUAUUCUUGUAAUAAUUGAAUUGUUCAUGAGUACUGGGAUCUUCCGCCAUUUAAAGGGGUCAUGGUCGAAAUUGGGCCAAGUGACCUUAUGAUAAUGCAGGUUACUUAGAUGAGUAUAACUAAUGGCCAACAUGUCCUAACUCAAUAAAAAUUGGCUUUUAUAUAAAUCACAAUAUAUAAUGCUGAGGGAGAUUUAAUAUGAAAGAUUGAACCUCUUCAAAAAAUUUGUAAGGAAAGAUGCCUGAUAUAUACCUAGGAAUUUCUGAUAUUGGGGUAGAUAAAAUAAUAAUGGAAAUGUAGGCCAAAUAUUACUACUGCAAACGUGUGGAUGAAUACCACAAUUUUAUUACAAAAUAUUCAUUUCAUCAAUGAAAAAGGACCAACGUCCUAAAAUUAAAAACUGUGAUUAUUCUGCGCCGAUUCCCAUUUCCCAUACAAAUAUUGAAGUAGUCUCCCUUGUUUUACUGAAGUGCCAAUAACAAAUAGUAUUUAUAUUUAUUAAUAGGUAUUUUGGGGACAUUUACAAAAUAAUUUCUAAAAUAUAAAUGAAAUAAAGUUGAAUAGAGCCUAAUGAAUCAUUUACAAAGACAUCAAGAUCAACUUUCUAGCGCAAGUGGUUCAUUUGUCAAUAGUUAAGUUAUGAAUUUUUGGCUAAUGCCUGUUUGGCACGCCACUUUGAGAUCCUUUGAAGGAUUCUCUCCCUUUUGCUAAUUCUUGAAUUGUAAUUAGAGUUAACUUUUAUUUUAUUUAAAUAUUAAUAUGCCAAUGUUGGAAUGUUGUAAGUUAAUAUAUAAUUGGGCGGUUAAUUAUAAUAUUUAAAACGAGGUUAAGAGGUUAAAUUUUCCCGGCAUCUUGGAAUGAGUAUUGAUUUUUCUGACAACUGUUUGAUUUUAUUUUUGUUGAAAUAUGCAAUGAAGUGUUUUUGGUGAAAAUGUAAGUUGGGUUUUCAUUAUUUUUAAUAUUUUAAAAAUAAUUUUAAUCUUUGUAUUCAAAUUUACUAUUUCUUCAGUUCAGUACACUGUGUUACUGUAGCGCACAAACAUGUGGUUUCAGGGUUCACUUUAGGCAUUAGGUCAUAGAUUUUAGGUUUGAAGAUUAACGCUUAAGUUAGUGGGGACUAAAUUUGUGGGUGUUGCGAAUUAGAUUCAGGGGUGAGAAUGUUUGGUAUGGAAAAGGUGUUUGGUGUAGAGAGUAUUUGUGUAGCUGUUUAUUUGUGCUUGGUAUUUUUUGACAUCUGUUGUGACAUAUUUGGGUAUGGGAAAGGAUGUUGUGAAUGGUGUUAUGGUUUUGGAUAGCAGUGAUGGAUAAUUGUAUAAUGGAGUUUUAAGAAAUUUUAGGAAUAUGUGUGUUUCCGACAAAAUUUACAUUCCCUUGGAUGGCUACGUGCUUCUUUGGUUUUGAGGGGCCAGAAACCACUACAUAGUGCAUGUGUGAUGAUAUCUGGUGUGCAAUUUCUUUUUAUUCUAAUCAGUCUCUUUCUGCAUAACAGAUCAAUUUUUUUUAGAUUGAAAGUCCAUGAUACAUAUGUUUUAAAAAAAUAAAAUGCCAUUGGUUCUUUCUCCUUAUUUUAAAAAUAAUUUUUUAGUAAAAGAACAACAAAUGUAAUUAAAUAAAUAACAAAUCAUAAUACGUUAUUAAAUUAAAUAUAUAACGUGAUAAUAUUAUGAAUCUAUGUCUGUUUUACAGUCAUCUAUGUAUUUUCAGAAUGUGGAGGUUACCCUUACCAAAGAGGGCUUGGACUUUAGUGCUCAAGGAUUGGGGGUGAAAGGCAUUAACUUAUACAGCUUCCACUUAGACUUUUAUUUGCCUGUAGACCCUGAGGUAAGUAAUUUAAGUCAUAAACUCUCUAUUUAAAAAAAACACAAAAAACAGUACAUUUAAAAUUUUUUUAAAUUAACCUACGAUAAUGUUUUAUUGCAUGCAUUGAUUCACAGAAAAGCAAAUAUAGGACUACUGAUUUAGCAGUUGAGUUUCAAAUAGAAAAGACAGCUGCAGAGACAUGGCCCCGGUUAACAGAACAGAGAAUUAAACUUCCUUGGUUAAAGAUUGACUUCGACAAGUUCCCACUUGAUGAUGAUUCUGAAGAGGAGCGCGAAGUUGAUAAAAUCCAGGUAACUUUAUCAUACUAUCGACAAUCUGUAAUAAAAAAUGAAGUCAACAAAAAAGUUUACCUAUGGGAAAAACCUAAGGCUGUACACAGAUAAAAGGGCCAUUACUGAGUGUGAGAUAAUAUUACUUCCAAUGUAACAGUUUAAGAGACAUAAUACAAAAAAGUGCAAUCUCAACAUGAUAAACAAAAACAUAAAAGUUUGAGACGAUGGUAAAAAAUAACAAAUUUUUUAAAUUUAAAAAGCAUAUAUAAAUAUGUUGUACAUGGGCAUAGCUGGAGUUUUUGGAGCCCAGGUAAAGGAUUCAUUUUUACGCCCCUCCCCACCUUAUUCAUCUCUGUAACACCCAUUAUCAUUAUUUUCAUCAGAUCAAUCAAAUACCAUCACCCAAUAUAAUGCCAAACUGCUAUUAAAGAGUUAAAAUCUACGGCAUAAUUUUAUAGCGCAUACGGUCACACCACACAAUAUAAUGAUAUUAGACCAGCCUCAAGACACAUUUAACAAUAUUAUAUUUAUUAAAAUAUAACAAUGAUUAUGUGAAUUGUUAUGAUCAUUCAUAUUAUAUUUAUUUUCCUUGACUUUUUAGCACCCUUACUAUUUCUUGAAUUUUAAAUCUAGAUAUUCAUAGGUUGAGAAAUUUAAGUUAUGCAGAAUGACAUAAAUUUAAAACAAUGUGUUUUGGUGUUUUUGCUUUACAUUCAUUCUGUCAAAACAAUUUUUUAUUAUAUUUCAACAAUUUAAAAAAAUAUUUGCCUUCUUUUUAAUGCGGUACUAUUGCCAAACUAUUUGUUUUUCUUGCAGAAUUCUGAACUCUUUAAUAAAAUGGCAGCUGAUAUGGAAGAUAAUAAGGAAUCAUCAGGUAAGGAGGAACUAAAAUAAUUAAUUUCAAGUAUAUGACAUGUUGUUAGAUUAAAAUUUAGCAUUUUCAUUUUAAAUAGGGAGUUCUAAACUUCGGCCCAUAAAGAACAGGGGUUACAGCAAGAUUUUAGAUGCAGAAAGGCAAGAUGCAAUUUUUAAUAAGUGUGCUAUAUAGAAGGGACCAUAAGAAGCAUGUGAAUUAUAACCUUCAAGCAGCUAUACUAAUAAUGUCUCAUUGGAGAUGGCAUCGGUGGGUCGUCGAGCGCGAGCUCAUAAUACCCCCCCGGCACACCCCCCACAUGGGCGGACGCCAGGUCUCCCCGCCGCCAGACCGUGCAGAAGCACGGCGGGAACCUCCCCCCUGGCCUGGGGGACGUCCGGUCGACCGAAAACGCUGCGUUUAUAGCAUUUGCGGUCCACUCAAGUAGCUAUACAUACAGUUCUAUUAUUAUAGUACCUACUUUGAAUUUUUAAAGUUUUAAACUUGGUAAAUCCAUUUGGGGCUUAUAGGACAUAUAAACAGAGGCUGUUGGCCAUAUCUGGUUUUUAAUUAUUGAAACCCAGACAGAGUCAAAUUUGGUCUUUGAGUAUUGAAACCCCAACAGCUGCUUUGAAGUUAUAAGUUUAAAUCUGGUUAUAUUGGCACGCCUCAUUCACAAACCAUAGUUUGAUAGAGCUACUGAAUAAGAAUUUUAAAUAACUUUUCAUUAAUAGAUAUUCUAUUUGUAACUGCAUUUAUGUAACAUUUUAUAUGUGGCUGGGUGCCAUCUCUGGGGCAAAGAAGCACGCUCCUGAGGUACGAUUGUUUACCCCAGGCAUGUUCACACCCACUGAGCUGGGCAUGCCUGUCCCACGGGGGACGGGUGAGCAGCUCAUGACGUAGACAUCAUAGUAGCUACAUAAGGCAAGGGGGAUUUAAACCUGGGCCCUUUCUAAACGAGUAGUCAGAUGUGUCUGUUACUGAAUGUACAUGAAUAUUUUGUGUUAAACGGUUACUUCGAGUCGGCUGCAUAUGUGAGAGAUUUGACUGUCUGUUCAAUGGCUUGUACCACAAAAAUAAAAGCUAUAGCUCUUAGACCUGCAUUUCAUUGUUUGUGUAUUUUAACUGUAAGCCACGCCACCAGCAGGGCUACACUAUUAAGAAAAACAAGUAACUUUAUAAUAUUUAUUAGCUUUCUCUCUUGUCAUAUGUGAUUGCUAAUAGCAAUCUUAACAUAAAAAAUGUCUCAUGCUUAUGAUGAUUUCCUACCUAGGUCGGCGUUGAUUAGUAUUUUCUUUUAUCUGUCUCUCUUAUGCCUUGGGAAUUCAAUGAUGGUUUCUUUUUCCAUUUUUUAAGAACCAUGUAUUUCUGUAAAAAAAGAUAUCAGUAUUGCUUGCUUGCAAGCCACAUGAAAGGUGUGGGGCCAAUAUUUGUCCAUGGUUGAUUUAAAAGAAUUUUUCUUGCUCUUUUUAUGUAAUGGUCUUACUUUAAGGAAAUCUAUCUUACAUUAUUUUUAAACUUUUGUUUCAGAGAUGCCUUCUCCAUCACAAACAUAUUUAUUUAUAUACAACUUGUUCCAAUUUGUUGGAUAUUCAUAUGUCUUCAUAAAUCUUGUCUACAACUAUGUCAAAUAUGGUGACUGUGAGUAUUUAAAAAAAAUAUCUUUCAUAUUUGAAACUUAAAAAUAUAUUACUAUUUUCAUAAUCAUCUAAACCAAACCAAUUAAAAUAUUUAGUUAAUUUACAUUUUUUUUUCUCUUAGAGUAAAAGUCUUAAUUUUUUAAAGCUUUUUUUUUUAACCUUCUUUUUAUUUUCUUUGCAGCUGCAAAGCAAGCAGCCUUUGAAGGUACAGGAACUCAGUUAAUGAUAUGCCAAGCUAUCUCUGUUUUGGAAAUUUUGCAUUCACUGUUUGGCUUGGUUAAAUCAAACAUAUUGGUAUCUCUUCUUCAGGUACUAUGCUGACAUUGAAAGUUAUCUCAUUAGAUUAUAAUUGUGAAAAUAUUUAUGGUAUUAGAAACAUUUUUUAACUGCUAGUGAGUGGCACUGUCAGUAAGGCAAAGGCUGACGAUGUAAGAUUUAAAACCCAGCACUACUGUCGAAUUACGUGAUGUAGUUCUGCUGGGUCAUGUCAUGAUGUUUGGGUAUUAUGUGAGUGGACAAGGGUAUUUUUUACUUUUAUAUUUUUCCUUUAGCAUGAUUUGAACGCAGUCAUGUUCGACCAUGGCUGAGUGUUGAUUAAAACCUGUUUUAUAAAAGCUGUAUACAUUUUCUUGGUGUUUAUACCACAGUUUAGGAAUAUACCAAAAAUCAUUUAUAGCUAACAUAAAGACUUGAACAAGAAAAUGGAAUAUUGAAACAAUUUUUAAUCAACUGACUAUUUGGGGAAUUUUUUUCUUCUUAUUUCAGUUGUAUAAUCAUUUAGAAGAAACACCUUGUUCUAUUUAUUUAAGACCUGCUUCUUUUUGUUUAAAAAAAACAACAACACUCUUUUAGCAACUAUCUGGAUAAUAUUUUGAAAACUGAGAUCAAGUUGUUUAUGAAGAGAUACAAAACAAGACACAUAUCAUCCAGAAGAUGUUUGCAGUGAACUAAACAGGUGAAAGGAAAAGAAACUUAGCUAAUAGAAGUUGGUUACAAAUUCAAGUGGUAACCAGGAAAUAAAAUAACAUUGUGGUAAAGAACUUAAGAGUUAUAUAUUUAAAGCUCUGCAAAUGCAUUUUUUUUUUCUUCAGGUGAUGGGUAGAAAUUUUAUCCUUUUUAUUUUGGUUUUGCAAGAACCUAGACUUCAAAUCUCACCCUUAUGUUGGUACCUGUUUUUUGUGUGGACAUUUGUAGAGGUUAUUCGGUAAGAUUCGCUGCCUUCAUUUUAUUUUUAACUCUCAUGGAAAAAAAUUGUUAUGCUAUUGUAAGUUUUACAUUAUUCUUUUGUAUGAAGAUAUUUCAGAAUCAUUUAAGAACUUUUAUCAAAUUCUACUAUAGUAGUGAUUAAAUUAAAAUUAUUUCAUUUUACUUUUAUGUAAUGAAUGUGUUCAUGAAAAUCUUUUUUUUUUCCAGUUAUCCGUUUUACAUGUUCCAGCUGGUGAAUUUUGAGAUCAAAUAUUUAACAUGGCUUCGUUAUAACAUCUGGAUAGUUCUAUAUCCCUUAGGCAUAGUCAUUGAAGGUAAUUUAUGUUAGCAAUUAAAUGUCUAAAUAUAUUAUGAAGGUGUACUGCAUUAGAUUUUAAAAUAGCUUUACAUAUGAGUUGCAUAUUACAAGCAGAUUGUGAAACUGAAAAAAAAAAUGCAGGAUUAUAUUUCGAAUGAAACUUCAGAAUGCAUGCCAUAUAUUUUUCUUUCUACAAAAUCGAUCUUAAAACAAAGAAAAGAAGUGGCCCCCAUAUAAUGUGAAAAUUAAUGUUCAUGAAAGCAAAGGUGAUGAUUAUUUAGAACAAGGCAAUCAUAUUUCAUGAGCAGUGUAGUUUCAUAAUCUGCUUGUAUCUUGUAUGCAAUUUUUGAAUUAUGUAGCCUUUCAAUUGCUCAUUGAUUUACAUAAUAUUAUGAAGUAGUUAGAUUGAUAAAAUAUCUUUCUUUUGCAGCUACCAUCGUAUUCCAGUCAAUUGGAUAUUUUUCUGAGACGGGUUUCUUUAGUGUUGCUCUACCAAACUGUUCGAACUUUGCAUUUUAUUUUCCUUACUUCCUGAUGAUGUAUCUUGUUGCUCUCUGCUUUGGUAAGCUUUUAAUUUUAAUGAUAGUGUCCUUUUCAACUUUUAGCAGAGCUCUGACUUUUUCAUUAGUCGUCAGUUAAAAUUUUUUAAUGUAUUUUCUGCAGACAGCAUUACUUAUAUUUUUGCACUCAUCUGAAAUUUUUUUUAUUUGAGAUGAAAACUGCACUGGAGAGUAAUUAACAUGCAAAUUUCCUUUUAGUUUUAUUGUCUAUUUUUGGUUAAGAGUAUAUUUACAUUAUUUAGCAGCAUCAUUCAUAAUUAGAAACAAGUUGACAUUUUCUUUGCGAACUUUUUUUAGCAGAUUCAUUCCAGGUCUUGGUGACUUGCUUCUGUGUAGGACUACCAUAGCAUAGAAUUUCAAGUUAUUAAUUCUGUAUAAAAAAAAUCUUUGCCAAUAAACACAUUCCUAAUGAAUUUUAUUUCUAUACAGGUUCAACAAACAAUCUGAAGUAUAUGUACAUUCAAAGAAAAAAGCAACUCUCAGGUGUUAAAGUCCAGUCAUCUAAAGCAAAAUCAUCUUAGAUUCAUUUUAUAUAAUUUUUUUUAAGGGUCUCAAUAAUUUAGUAAUUAUGAGUACAAAGCUGUCAUACUUAUUUUCACCAGUGUAUAAUAUAUGAAUUUAUUUUAUUAAUAAUUUUCCAUAAACUUUUCCAAUGAAAUUAAAAAGGAAUGGUUAUAUUUAAAUAUGUAAUAGGCAUUAUUAAAUGAUUAUUUAUAAAAUGUUUCUGUUAUAAAAGAAAUGUUUCAAUGACUUUGAAUUUGAUACAGAGUAAUUUUGUUUACGGUACUGAAAAUGAUGUCCUAAUUGAAGCCAGGUAUCAUCUAUUAAAUAACAGAUAAGUUUCCUAAAAUAAAGAUACUGAUUAGUUUCCUCCAUCAGACCAGUAUAAAAGUGUAAAGUUCUUAUUUUAAUUUUUUUCUUCUUUGUAUAGUUUCAUUAAAUCCCAGCAAUGUAUUUACAAAUUUAAGUAAUUUUAAGCCAAUAAAUAUUUUUGUUUUUUGUUAUUAUUAUAUAUCAUAAAUAACUUUUACAUCUUAUUUUAAAGACCAAAUUUUGAAUUAAUUAAGGAACAUUUUAAACUACACUCCCCAUGGCUAGAGUUUUUUGUUUUUUCCUUCACCAUGCAUGGCAACACAUUAUACUUGAUUUAGAAUAAACAGAGUUUGAUUUCUAGGUAUGCAUGAAAAAAUGGAGAAUGCUCUGGUGGUUUUUCCCAAAUUUUUCAGCUUCAUCAAAAAACUAAGGAAACUUUCCUCACAUUACUGAAAUACUGCAUACACUGUUUUUUGAAAAGCAAACUGAACACAGUUAUAGGCUAGGACUAUUUACCAUAUUAAAAAUGCUUGAUGCUUAUGGUUAUGUUCUAGUUUUUUUUUUAAGGGCAGUGCUGCAUUUGUAAAUUAUCAACAUAAUUCACAUUUUCACCAUCUAGAACAGAAAGCACUGUAAUGUAAGAGCAGAGUAUGCCUGUACUCUUUUGUUUAGUAUUUCAGUUUUAAGGAGCUAUUAAUGCUUUACAAAGUGUUUUCUGUUAAUUUUAAAAUGUUUUAAAUGUUUUAAACACUUGGUCCUAAAAUAUGUUAUCCAUUGUUCUUUUAGUUUAAAAUUUAAAUAUUAUCAGUUGCUUUUGUUCCUUUUACAAAAAUUUAGAAGAAGAAAAAUACUAAGUUUAAGGACAUUGUUUCACUUUCUAUUGAUUCGAGUCUGCAUUUGUAAUUUUAAAUGAGACAAAGUGUAUGCUAUGUUUUUGAAUUACACAUUCUCAUUGAAUCUGUAUUGUCAGUGAAGGAUUGUGAAUAAUACAGUGAAAGAAAACGUUUUGUUAUUCAGACAUUUUUUGAAUUUUAUUCCUUUAUGUUGGUUUAAUAAAUUUUUACUAUUGAUGACAGGAUCCAUUACUUGUUUGUUUUAUCAAAUUCUAUGUGAAAAACAAACUGAUCAUUCCCAUUUUUAAUAUA